Mandrillus leucophaeus (drill) is the source of this 3805-nucleotide messenger RNA. It is a transcript of the gene SLC4A5, whose product is annotated as solute carrier family 4 (sodium bicarbonate cotransporter), member 5. The record is from RefSeq and is a predicted model, not a curated record. Bases 119 to 3529 code for a protein of 1136 amino acids. Gene Ontology annotation, cellular component: plasma membrane. Gene Ontology annotation, biological process: transmembrane transport; bicarbonate transport; regulation of intracellular pH. Gene Ontology annotation, molecular function: solute:inorganic anion antiporter activity; sodium:bicarbonate symporter activity; monoatomic anion transmembrane transporter activity. The transcript has 29 exons. NCBI's taxonomy places the organism in Eukaryota, Metazoa, Chordata, Mammalia, Primates, Cercopithecidae.
AUACUGUUCAGCCUGGAAACCACAGAAAGCCCUUCUUGCCACCCAACAGGAACAGAGCAAGUGGUUCUGGCCUCCGUGGGAUUUGGAUCCUGGUUUCCAGAGCUAAGAACACAAAGUCAUGAAGGUGAAGGAGAAGGCUGGGGUAGGAAAGCUGGACCACACUAACCACAGGAGGAGAUUUCCGGAUCAGAAAGAAUGCCCUCCUAUCCACAUUGGGCUUCCAGUACCCACGUACCCUCAAAGAAAAACUGACCAGAAGGGACAUCUUUCGGGCCUGCAAAAAGUCCACUGGGGCCUGCGGCCAGACCAGCCACAGCAGGAACUGACUGGCCCAGGGAGUGGGGCAAGCAGCCGGGACAGCAGCGUGGAUCUUAUCAGCAGGACUCGGUCCCCAGCUGCUGAGCAGCUCCAGGACAUCCUGGGGGAGGAAGAUGAGGCUCCCAACCCCACCCUCUUCACAGAGAUGGACACUCUGCAGCAUGACGGAGACCAGAUGGAGUGGAAGGAGUCAGCCAGGUGGAUAAAGUUUGAAGAAAAGGUAGAGGAAGGCGGUGAACGCUGGAGCAAGCCCCACGUGUCCACACUGUCCCUGCACAGCCUCUUCGAGCUCCGUACCUGCCUGCAGACGGGGACAGUGCUGCUGGAUUUGGACAGCGGCUCCUUACCACAGAUCAUAGAUGAUGUCAUUGAGAAGCAGAUUGAGGAUGGUCUCCUGCGACCAGAGCUCCGGGAGAGGGUCAGUUACGUCCUCCUGAGGAGGCACCGUCACCAAACCAAGAAGCCCAUCCACCGCUCCUUAGUCGACAUUGGGAAGUCAGUCUCCACCACAAAUCGCAGUCCCGCCCGGAGCCCUGGUGCUGGCCCGAGUCUACACCACUCCACGGAGGACCUGCGGAUGCGGCAGAGUGCAAAUUACGGACGUCUGUGUCAUGCCCAGAGCAGAAGCAUGAAUGACAUUUCUCUCACCCCAAACACAGACCAGCGGAAAAACAAAUUCAUGAAGAAGAUCCCCAAGGACUCAGAAGCCUCCAACGUGCUCGUGGGUGAGGUGGACUUCCUAGACCAGCCAUUCAUUGCGUUCGUGCGCCUCAUCCAGUCGGCCAUGCUGGGAGGAGUGACCGAGGUGCCUGUCCCCACCAGAUUUCUGUUUAUACUGCUGGGACCUUCUGGGAGAGCAAAAUCCUACAAUGAAAUUGGCCGUGCCAUUGCAACCCUCAUGGUAGAUGAUCUCUUCAGUGACGUGGCCUACAAAGCCCGCAAUCGGGACGAUCUGAUUGCAGGAAUUGAUGAAUUUCUGGAUGAGGUCAUUGUCCUUCCCCCGGGAGAAUGGGACCCAAAUAUCCGAAUUGAGCCACCCAAGAAGGUACCCUCUGCUGACAAGAGGAAAUCUGUGUUCUCCCUAGCAGAGCUGGGCCAGAUGAAUGGCUCUGUGGGAGGAGGCGGCGGAGUUGCUGGAGGAGGCAAUGGAGGUGGUGGUGGUGGUGGCAGUGGCGGCGGGGCUGGCGGUGGCGGGGCCGGUGGAACGAGCAGCGGGGAUGAUGGAGAGAUGCCAGCCAUGCACGAAAUCGGGGAAGAACUUAUCUGGACGGGAAGGUUCUUCGGUGGACUGUGUCUGGAUAUCAAGAGGAAGUUGCCCUGGUUCCCAAGUGACUUCUAUGAUGGCUUCCACAUUCAGUCCAUCUCUGCCAUCCUAUUCAUCUACCUCGGCUGUAUCACCAACGCGAUCACCUUUGGUGGGCUUCUCGGGGAUGCCACCGACAAUUAUCAGGGAGUGAUGGAGAGCUUCCUGGGCACUGCCAUGGCUGGCUCCUUGUUCUGCCUCUUCUCGGGACAGCCUCUCAUCAUUCUCAGCAGCACGGGGCCCAUCCUCAUCUUUGAGAAGCUUCUCUUCGACUUCAGCAAAGGCAAUGGCCUGGACUACAUGGAGUUCCGCCUCUGGAUUGGCCUACACUCAGCUGUCCAGUGCCUUAUCCUAGUGGCCACAGAUGCCAGCUUUAUCAUCAAAUAUAUCACCCGCUUCACCGAAGAGGGCUUCUCAACCCUCAUCAGCUUCAUCUUCAUCUAUGAUGCCAUCAAGAAGAUGAUCGGUGCCUUCAAGUACUACCCUAUCAAUACGGACUUCAAGCCGAACUUCAUCACCACCUACAAGUGCGAGUGCGUCGCCCCUGACACAGUGAAUACAACCAUGUUCAAUGCUUCAGCCCCACUGGCACCAGACACCAACGCUUCUCUGUACAACCCCCUUAACCUCACAGCGUUGGACUGGUCCCUGCUGAGCAAGAAGGAGUGUCUGAGCUAUGGUGGGCGCCUGCUUGGGAAUUCCUGCAAGUUUAUCCCAGACCUGGCGCUCAUGUCCUUCAUCCUUUUCUUUGGGACAUAUUCCAUGACCCUGACCCUGAAGAAGUUCAAAUUCAGCCGCUAUUUUCCUACCAAGGUCCGGGCCCUGGUGGCUGACUUUUCCAUUGUUUUCUCCAUCCUGAUGUUCUGUGGAAUCGAUGCCUGUUUUGGCCUGGAAACCCCCAAGCUGCAUGUGCCCAGUGUCAUCAAGCCCACACGGCCUGACCGAGGCUGGUUCGUGGCCCCCUUUGGGAAGAACCCGUGGUGGGUGUACCCAGCAAGCAUCCUGCCCGCCCUGCUGGUGACCAUCCUGAUCUUCAUGGACCAGCAGAUCACUGCCGUCAUUGUCAACCGGAAGGAGAACAAACUGAAGAAGGCUGCUGGCUACCAUCUGGACCUGUUCUGGGUGGGCAUCCUCAUGGCCUUGUGCUCCUUUAUGGGGCUUCCCUGGUACGUGGCUGCCACGGUCAUCUCCAUCGCCCACAUCGACAGCCUCAAGAUGGAGACAGAGACCAGCGCCCCUGGGGAGCAGCCCCAGUUCCUAGGAGUCAGGGAACAGAGAGUGACCGGCAUCAUCGUCUUCAUCCUGACGGGAAUCUCUGUCUUCCUGGCUCCCAUCCUAAAGUGCAUCCCCCUGCCGGUGCUGUAUGGAGUCUUCCUCUACAUGGGCGUGGCCUCCCUGAAUGGCAUCCAGAUGGGAACUGGAGGGUCAGAAUUCAAAAUCCAGAAGGAACUGACUCCAUUCUGGGAACGCUGCAAGCUCUUCCUGAUGCCGGCCAAGCACCAGCCGGACCACGCCUUCCUGAGGCACGUGCCGCUGCGCCGGAUCCACCUCUUCACCCUGGUGCAGAUCCUCUGCCUGGCGGUGCUCUGGAUCCUCAAAUCCACGGUGGCUGCCAUCAUCUUCCCGGUCAUGAUCCUGGGCCUCAUCAUCGUUCGAAGGCUUCUGGAUUUCAUCUUUUCUCAGCACGACCUGGCCUGGAUUGACAACAUCCUCCCAGAGAAGGAAAAAAAGGAGACAGACAAGAAGAGGAAGCGAAAGAAAGGGGCGCAUGAGGACUGUGACGAGGAGCCCCAGUUCCCUCCUCCCUCAGUUAUAAAGAUUCCCAUGGAAAGUGUCCAAUCAGAUCCCCAAAACGGUAUCCACUGCAUUGCCAGAAAAAGAUCUUCCAGUUGGAGUUACUCACUCUGAUUCUUCCUUCAGUGACACAGAACUUGAUCGAAGGUUAAUGGCUGCUCCUGGCUAGAUCAUAGGACCCUGCAUGAUACUGGAAUGCUCCCUGGUGAGGUACUGCACAGGAUCAUGAACUCUAUUUAUUCCCACAUCAAUGACUGCUGCUCCUUCCUUGAUCAUAUCUGCUGUGAUCAGAUUUGGAAUACCUGGAAAUGGAGAAAGGAAAAAAAGCUUAGUACUGAAAACAGUCUACCUGUCAGACUGUUGUCUAAUUUCAAUUUCAAGAGAUCUAGA